This is a messenger RNA of Rotaria sp. Silwood1, 2007 nucleotides long. The record is from the annotation of a GenBank genome assembly. Lineage: Eukaryota; Metazoa; Rotifera; Eurotatoria; Philodinida; Philodinidae.
AUGUUCGGUUAUUCUACACGACAACUAUAUUCUACCAGAGGUUUUCACUUGUUUCGUGGACGUGGUCGUGGUGCCGGCCGUGGCCGUGGUGCCGGUCGUGGCCGUGGUGCCAGUCGUGGUCGUGGUGCAAGUCGUGGACGUGGUGCAAGUCGUGGACGUGUUUCAAGACGUGGUCGAAUUUUUAGUCGUGGAGGCAGGCAAACAGUACGUUCAAGCUCCAUGGAUUUUGAUCAACAGGCACCAUCAGUCAAUCUUUUAGCCGAACUUGAUAUUAAUGCCGACCCGAAACCAUUCUUUAUCAAUGCCAGUGUCACGCUCGAUCAGCAUAUUCAAGCACAAACAACAAAUCUGCCUCGUUAUUUAGCUACUUUAUUCACACUCGAUGAAAACAAUGUUGAAAUCGGUCAAAAAGCUAAAGCAUGUGCAUUAGCUGCUGCAUGGUGUCGACAUGACCAUAAAUUAGCUAAUAAUAUUUUACGUCAUCGACGAUUAUUUACACUGACUGAAGUACUUAAAGCGGUUACUAUGUUAGAUGCUGGAAGACGAAUUCGUGCCUUUGAAAAACAACUUAAACGUCUUGAAUUAAGUAAAACAAGAACAAAAGCAACUAAAUUGGGUAAAAUUAAGAAUAAUAUCGAUAAUUUAAACAAACUUAAGCCAUCAACUGGAUCAGUCAGUGGUGCUGUGGCUCGACAUAUUCAACGUUGGACUCGAACAUUAACUCAACAAGAACUUGAAUAUUUUGCAUUACAUAUGCCAACAGAACCAUGGAAAAAAUUAGCUGAUAUUGUUCAUUUUAAUCCAAUCAAAGAUUUUCCUUCUCUAUCAUGGUUUUUGCCAUUUUGUUUUGGCACACCAGCACCAGAUGAAUCAAUGGUAUCGCGUUGUCGAGACUUAACCAAAGAAAAUAUUAAUAAUUUAAUUAAAGAAUUUAAAAUUCCUUAUUCUCAUUUAAAACAAUUUAAAGAUCAUUUAAAUGAUGAAUCAAAGGCAAGAAUUGCAUCUUAUGAAGAUAAAUUAGAUACUAUUAUAUGGUAUUAUGAAGAUUUACAAUGUAUAAAGCUUGAUGGUAUUAUCAGUGAAAGAUUACGAAAUGGUGAACAGAUAACUUUACCAUAUGGUAAACUUAUGGAACGUCUUUUACUUCUUCGAAAAGUACAAGACGAUGCAAAUCAAACUGCAGCUUUGCUGAACUUUCAUAGAAGACGUGGACGAGGACAAAUCACUAGCAAUUCUCAGAAUGAAUAUUCAAUACAAUCGAGCAAAAGUACAUGCUAUUCUGAUCUAUUAUCUAUAGCUGAAGUUCAACUUCAUAAAAUUAAAUUACCAUUAGAAUCACCUGUAGCUGUCAUUGGUGACGCAUCAGGUUCAAUGGAAGUUGCUAUUCGUACAGCAACUAUUCUUUCAUCCAUAUUAACAGCAGUUUGCUCAGCUAAGUUGAAUUUUUUCAAUACAGACAUGUUUUUACCUGCAUUCACGCCGAAAACAAUUGAAGAUGUUCUUACAUUAGCAUUGACAACAAAAGCUACUGGUCGUACUGCAAAUGCUGCUGGUCUAGUACCAUAUUAUGAUGGUAAGGAAAUAAUCAAAACAUUUAUUAUGGUAACAGAUGAAGAAGAAAAUACAGAGGCACAGUUAGCUGAUGGUACAUCAAUACAAUUUUUUGAUUUAUUUAUGAAAUAUCGAGCAGAAAUUUAUCCAGCUAAAUUAGUAUUUAUUUCCUUCAUUUCCAAUCAGCAUGAUCAGGGUCAAAUGUAUAUCGAAUUUCAAAAUGCGAAUGUACCAGAUGUAAUUCAAUUCAAAUUCAGUAGAGAUCGUCCAGAUUUGACAAAACUUGAUAAUCUGUUGGGUCUAUUAUCGACUGGCUCGUCAGGCACAUUUGAUGAUCAAUUAGAAAAAUUACAAAAUGAAUUUCAAAAGAAAGGUGUUGAAUCAGUUAUUACAAACUUGUUGAAUAAACAAACAGAAAAUUCUAUUCCAAUGGAAAUAGAAAUGACGACAAAAUAA